Molecule: messenger RNA, 1359 nt
Organism: Plasmodium knowlesi strain H
Lineage: Eukaryota; Apicomplexa; Aconoidasida; Haemosporida; Plasmodiidae
Product: protein MGET, putative
Exons: 3
Coding region: 1-1359 (452 amino acids)
Source: RefSeq, a predicted model, not a curated record
AUGAAUAAAUUAAAAGAUAAAAAAAAAGGCUCCGAAAAUCCAGAGUAUCCUCCAAAAAAAGAAAAAGGGGAAGUACACACAAAAAGAAGCAGCAACAAUAGCAACAGCUGCAGCAAUAACAGCGUCGGCAACAGCAGCAGCGGAAAUUGUUUUGUGAAGACGAGCAAAAAUGGAACUGCUGGGGAGGGGGACAACAUAAUUAAUAAAAUAAAGGAACUGAAUUUAGUUUUGCUCCAAAAUAAAGAUAUAAUAGAUAGCCUUCGACAAGAGAACGAGUCCUUUUCCUCCCAGAUCGCCAACUUUGUGAAAAAAUGCAAAGAACUGCAGUGCAUAUGUAGCGAGAGGGAAAAGGACAUCGCCAAAUUAAAGCAGAAUGAAAAAUGUCUCGUGCUGGAAAUAAGCAAACGGAAAAAGGAAAAGGGCGAACUGGAGGAUAAAAUAAACGAACUAGAACAUGAAGGAACAAGAAAAAGUGCACACAUCUCUCAAGUGGAAUGCGAAAAAAAUAAUUUAAUGAAAGAGGUACAUGAGAGAGACAAACAAAUAAAUGCUCUUCAAGGAAGCAUAAAACAACUGCAAGGACAAAUCACACUUAUUCGCAACGAAAAUGCAAAAAAUAAACAAGACGUAACGAAUAAUUUAAAAAAACAAGACGAAAUAAAUGAACAUAUAAACUGCAAGGACAACAAAAUUACGAUACUGGAAGAGAAGACGCAAAAAUUGAACAAAAUCAUAAGGGACAAAAUAGAAGAAAAUGAAAAUUGUAAAAAAAAAAUACAACAGCAGAAUGCAAAAAUAGCCCACCUCAGUGAUAAAAUCCAAAAUUUACAGAAGGAACAAAAAAAUAAUGAAGAAAAAAUAAAAAAAUAUAUUGAUAACAUUAAAAGUUUAAAAAAAAAUAAUCAUAAGAUGGAUGAAAGGAGUAUGGAAAGCCAACUGGAGGAACAGCGGAAGGAGCUUGAGGAUACCAUAUUUAACUCCCAAGUUUAUAAAUUGAGCAAACAAAUGGGUACGCGCAAAAAAAGUGCCAACCCUUCGAAUGUAGACAAAAGUGCAAAAGGUGUAAAAGAUGUAAAAGGCGUAAAAAGCGAAAAAAGCGUAAAAAGCAUAAAAAGCGUAAAAAGCGUAAAAAGCGUAAAAAGCGUAAAAAGCGAAAAAGGCGCAAAUGAGGGGGCAACUAGCCAGAUGCUUUCCCUCAAUAAGCGUAGUCAUAAAAACCCUCAUAACAGCAACAGCAGCGCAAGCAGUAGCUGUGGAGAAAGCAGCGAUGGAGAAAUCGUCAGCUUUUCCAAGAAAUACAAUUUAAGUAAAAAUAUGAACAAGGCAAAGGAAGACACAACAAGGGAAAGAAAGAAAUAA